Molecule: messenger RNA, 1422 nt
Organism: Symbiodinium sp. CCMP2592
Lineage: Eukaryota; Dinophyceae; Suessiales; Symbiodiniaceae
Source: the annotation of a GenBank genome assembly
AUGGGCAAGAAACAAAAAACCAGCCAUGAGCCGCACUCGCCGCUUUUUUUGAUGCUCGUGAGGCAUUUUGCACUGGGCAAGCUGUCUGCUUCAGAAAUUCAGGAGUUUGCAGACUGUGCGGUGAAAUCUGGAAGCUCAGCAGAAGACUUGCUGAAACUGCAGGCCUUAGGAGCCCAUGGUGAAUCGCCACAGAACUGCCACAGAGACAUUUCCAGGUGGAUCUUCAAGAACAUGUGCUCCCCAGAAAGCACCAGCAUCAGAACACCUGUUCUGGUCAGGGAGUUGAAUGGUGAGAAGAAGAUGAUGGAGAAGGACAGCCCUGUGAACUUGCCCCAUGCCUGGAUCGACCAGCUCUCUGAGCAUGGGUUUUUGGAAACAGUCAUGGCUCCCGAAGCAGAAAUCCGGACAUUCUGGAGCAAGCAGCUCUGGAAAGAAAACCCUCAGUUCCGCCAGGAUACAAAGUACUGGAAGGCCAUAGAUUUCCAGGCAGAGGCCCCUAUCCCACUCGUGCUUCACGGAGACGCAGCUCCAUAUUCGGAGACUGACUCCACGAUGGCAAUAUCGAUGCGAUGCAUGGUGAGCAAUGUGAGUGUGCAGUUUUCGCAGCUUAUGCUGGUGAACAUGCCGAAGAACGCCACUGAGGACUGGGACAGAACUUGGGACCCAAUCUGGAAGGAACUGUCGGAGUCCUUCAAGAAGCUAGACCUGAGGCAGCACCACCUCUGGAGUGUUCCGGGGGUCGGCUUCUGGACGGUCAAACUGGAUCUGUUGCAUUUGAUGGAUCUUGGCAUUUCUUGCCACAUCUUUGCAAACCUGCUGUGCGACAUUUUGGAUACACUGCCAGGGAGCAGCUUGGAGGCCAGGUUGAAAGUCUUGAACCCGAAAAUUUCGCAGAUAUAUGAAGACCUGGAGAUACCGACGGCUGAACGGACUGUUCGGAAGUUUUCGCCAGUAGCUGUACGGUUGGCCACGGAAUAUAGUGAUGACUCGUCUACGAGAUCUAUGCACAGAAAAGCUUGUGUGGAGUGUUUGGACAAAGUGUACAGCAUGGCAGAUGAGAAGAAAUGGGUUUUUUCUUCAAAGGAUUUCACAGUUUUCGAAGAUGCAGUGCAAGGAACAUUGUCCCACUAUCAUUUCCUGGCGAAAGAUGCAUUGAAGAGGAAGCUUCUGAAAUACAGCAUCACCCAGAAGUUCCACCUCUUUUACCACUUCGGGCAGCAGUCAAAAUAUCUGACGCCGAGAUGUGUUUGGUGCUAUGGCCCUGAGUCGUACCUGGCGAUUGUGAAAGCUGUGACUGCAAGCUGCUCUCGUGGAACUGCCAGCUACCAGGUUGUGGGAAAGGUGCUUCAAAAGUUUAGCCUGGCUUUUCACUUGCUCUUAAAGGGCUUGUUGGACUUCGACACUGAGAAGCCGGAGGACUAA